GACCUUUUAAGUACGGAAGACAAUAUUUUCUUUUAUUUUCUCAAUAAAUUUGUUGUAAACUGAUAAAUAUACCCCCCUUUGAAUGUACCAAAACAGGGUAGCCUGUGGACUUGUAUUGAGCAUCCUGGUAAGAUGCAUCUGGCUGCUUGUUACCAUUUAGGAGUUGUUUGGUAGCCAUUUUAUUUUGUCAUUAAUACAUUUUUGAACAGUUGGUAGUCACUUGUCUGGCAAACCAUGCGACAGUGUGCAAUGCAUAAACUUUCCUUUUUUCUCAAACUAUCCCUCCCACCGACAGAAGAACUCUCUCAGCUUGGGGCUGAAACCGACGACAUUCUGCAUCACAAUCCUUAUGACCACCAAACCUUCCACACACAGAGGAGCCGAUUUUCACUGUGGUGACUGUCGCGACAAGUAAGAGUGCGGAAAAAGGUGCUCGACGUCGACCAUUUCUUUACAAUCAGUAGCCUAUACCAAAUCACCGAAACGAAGCAUCUCCGCCCAAAAAAAAAUGGAGCCCGUCGGCAUACGGCCAGGAGCCAUUCCACAAGGCAUGUCGUCCGCUGCAAAGGAGACGGCACGAGCUUCGGGCUCGAAAUCCUAUGCCUGGUAGAACUCGGACGCAACCCGAGCAUUCAUUGCAGCCUACGAAAUCGUCAUUGCUGAGGGACAUCGAAACUGUCGAUGUUUUACCAAACACGGCAGGGAACGAGUGUCCGUGCUCUUCAACUCAGUCAUUGGCCACAACUAGAGCAAGCAGCAACUGCGCAACCAUUGGGAUGCAAUGCGUCGAACCCACAAAUGUCUAUCGGAGCAGGUGAACUGCAGCAGGGUCGAGUACAAUGAAGCCACCAGUCGAAUCAUCGCAUGGGACGAAUGGUGGAACCGAAAGAUUAAGAUACUAUCAUUGUUCAACCCAUGCUAUGCAAGUGAACAAAGACUUCAAGAACAAUGACAUCGACGAGAUCUACAUUCACUAUCAUCAGCUAUUCAAUGACAGCUACGACGAAAACAAGUAUGCUGUCACUCCAACGAAGUUGUACAGAACAGGAUUCAGCCUAUUCGAGGAUAGUGCACUCGAAGACAACAGGGAUGCGAUCUCGGUCAAUGGAGAGAGUAGUGGUUCGAGCGACGAGGCCAAGCAAACAAACAUGUUAGGGUUGGCGUGAACGUUUCCACCACCACAAGCAGCAGUAAAAGGAAAUCUUCUGACGAGAAGCGACGGGGCAGGAAGAAAUAGAUCUCUACUCGUGAACUAUCUUUCUCAGUUGACUGUCAUCAGUGUCAAGAGGAAGUGGCAGCGAAGAUUAAUACGAUGAUGGCUUCAAACGAAAGCGCAGGCGCUACCUGUGUUGAAGAGUUGUUGGCGACAUGACAACUUGAGCGACGUACACCUUUGUAUUUUUCGCAUCCACACUUCUUGCAUAGAAGUGUUAUCAGGACAUAUUCGCCAUCAUGAAGGACAUAAAUAAGAAAUUUGAGUGGAAUAAGUGGAUGUUCAAUGACUGGUAAAAGUAAUUAUGCCAGUGAUUGUAUGUCUUUGAUGUAACGCCCCGAAUUCUUUUUCAUUAUUAUAGUUAUUUUUAAAUAAAAAUGAGCUCAA
Olea europaea var. sylvestris is the source of this 1600-nucleotide messenger RNA. RefSeq lists its product as uncharacterized. The record is from RefSeq and is a predicted model, not a curated record. Lineage: Eukaryota; Viridiplantae; Streptophyta; Magnoliopsida; Lamiales; Oleaceae. Bases 840 to 1166 code for a protein of 108 amino acids. The transcript has 3 exons.